This is a messenger RNA of Belonocnema kinseyi, 6794 nucleotides long. Its product is annotated as otoferlin-like. NCBI's taxonomy places the organism in Eukaryota, Metazoa, Arthropoda, Insecta, Hymenoptera, Cynipidae. The record is from RefSeq and is a predicted model, not a curated record. The transcript is spliced from 25 exons. Gene Ontology annotation, cellular component: membrane. Gene Ontology annotation, biological process: plasma membrane organization. The coding region runs from base 1 to 6150 and encodes 2049 amino acids.
AUGUCUCUUACAGUGAUUAUUAAAAACUUUCAAGCUUUAAAGUGUAAAGGAGAAAAGUUUGCGAGAAUCGAAUUUCGAGGUGUUUCUCAUUAUUCCAGAAAUUUGGAGGAAAAUACUGAACUUAUUACAGUUGAUCAGAGUUUUAUCUGGAAUUUGGGAAGACCUGUCGAUGAAACAGAAUUGUUGCAACUGGCUAUCGUAACUCGAAGUGUGUUAAGACAAGAAAAGACAUUAGCGAGAUAUGGGAUGGUUUUACAGACUGUAGUUAGAGAAGGUCGUAUCCUCAUCACGGAUUCCUUUGUAGAUCUCAAUAAUAGACCAAUACCGACGAUGGUGUGUUUUGAAGUACGAUACAGUCCUCCCAAUGCAAGUUGCAGUUCUUAUGCAGUAUCGGAAAUAAUGGAAGAUGAGCAACAAAUGUUAAUCGAUAUUGAACAAAAUAUUGCUAACUUAGAAAAAAGCUUAGAACAAGCAAAUACAAGCAAGCGUAGAGGAUCUUGGCAACAUACUGAAAAGACACAGAAAAAGACCUUUAUGAAACGUGGAAUAUCUUUAUCAGGGGAAGAAAAGUCCCCCGAUCGGAAAAGAACUUCAACUUUCAAGAAUGUUCGGAAUUUAAUGAAAUUAGGGAAGCAGAGGCCAUCUAGAGACAGAUCAUGCGACAGUAAUUCAGAAACACGGGAACUUUUAGAAAGACAAGAUUCAAGUUGUGCAACAUCUAAUGAACCUUCAAGAACUAAUUCGCUGUCUUCUCUAGACUUAAACCCGUCGGAUAAUGAGAGUCAACUUAGUGCAAACAAUGAUCAACAGAAAGAUGUAAUUGUCAGACCAUCAAAAAGGCAUAAGCCUAAGACAGGUGACACUGGGCAAGCAGCUUUGAAAGCUCAAGAUUAUCAAGUGUGCAUCACCAUAAUCGAAGCAAGGCAAUUAGCUGGACUUAAUAUGGACCCAGUUGUGUGCGUGCAAGUUGGUGAUCAACGAAAAUACACAAGCGUUAAGGAAUCAACGAAUUGUCCAUAUUAUAAUGAGUAUUUUGUGUUCGACUUUCACAUGCCACCAGUGAUGCUGUUUGACAAGAUUAUUACACUUUCGGUGCAGCAAUCACGGAAUUUAUUGCGGGCAAAUGUGACGCUAGGAAGCUUUAAAUUGGAUGUGGCUACUGUUUGGUCUCAGCCAGACCACCAGUUUUAUCACAAAUGGGCCUUAUUAACGGAUCCAGAUGACGUGGCGGGUGGUCCUAAGGGGUAUUUGAAGUGUGAUGUCAGCGUCAUUGGUAAAGGUGACAGCGUAAAGAUUCCACCAAAAAGUGAAAAAGAUGAAGAUGAUAUAGAAGGAAAUUUGUUGUUGCCUGACGGGGUUCCAAUUGAAAGACAAAGGGCUAGAUUUAUUGUCAAAGUUUACAGAGCUGAUGGCUUACCCAAAAUGAAUAGCAGUAUUGUGGCUAAUGUGAAAAAAGCUUUCACAGGCGAAGUGAAAGACCUGGUCGACCCUUAUGUGCUAGUGUCCUUUGCAGGAUUAAGCGGCAAGACGUCUGUUAAGAGACAUAGCUACGCACCCGUUUGGAAUGAGCAAAUAGUGUUCUCAGAGAUGUUUCCUCCUCUUUGUCAAAGGAUAAAAAUUCAAUUGUGUGAUAAUGAUCCUGUUCAUGCGACAGUAAUAGGAACACACUUCGUCGACCUUAAACAAAUCAGUAAUGAUGGCGAAAGGGGAUUUUUACCAACCUUUGGACCAGCUUUCAUUCACAUGUAUGGAAGCAUCAGGGAUUAUAGUUUAAUAGAUGAGCAUUCUAAUCUCAACACAGGGUUGGGUGAAGGCAUUUCUUAUAGAGCAAGGCUAUUGAUUGCCAUUCGAACCGAAAUUACGGAUAACAUUGAUAUUGCUCCAUCUGAGGUAGAAGUUGAAUUGACGGUGCCAGUUAAUGAAGUAGCUUAUGCGAGAAAUGAAGAAUUUUUCUUAUUCGCAUCCAUCAUGGAUGCUACAAUGAUUGACAAAAAAUUAGGUGAUAAGCCAAUGUACUUUGAAAUUUCAAUUGGGAAUGCUGGAAAUGCUCUAGAUGGUCACAACGAGAGUUCCAAGAUUUGUGAAUUGAGCCCUAGACCCAGUGGUAGUGGGGAUGAAGAAGAUAUACAACAAGUUGUUACUGCUUCAUGGCAAAGCACUACACCAGCUAGCAAACCAAUGACUCAUGAUAAAAUUUACUAUUUUCUACCAUAUUGGGACAAUAAACCGUGCCUUCAUGUCAGAAGUGUCUGGCCGGAUUACAGGAGAAGAAUGUAUAAUAGCAACAUUAUUAACAAAAUAGCAGAUAAAUUGGAGGAAGGAUUAUCAGAUGUACAGGCACACAUCCAAGAUUCCAUUGAUGGUGAAAGACUACUAAAGGCAGUACUAGAAGAACUUAGCAGUAAUUGCAAUCGUUAUAUCAGUAUAAGUAAAUCCAGUAUGACUGGUCCUGGAGUCGGUAAGACAAAACUCGAUAAAGAGAGAAUGAAAUUAUGUCAAACUGAAUUAGAAAAUAUGGCUGUUAUGUCUAGAAAUUUAAAAGCUAUCGUCACUAAAAGUAGUUUCAAGGAAAGGUUUAAGACUGCGCAAAGUUAUUUGCAGAAACUUAAGUUUCUUGUUGAGGAUCCACAAGAUUCUCUUCCUGAUGUUUUUAUUUGGGUUAUAAGUUCAGGAAGACGAGUGGCAUACCAUCGAAUCUCUGGUAGAGACAUAAUUUAUUCUAUUGUUGACGAAGAAUGUGGAAAAUAUUGCGCCAAAGUACAAACAAUAUUUUUAAAGCUUCCAGGCAAAAAGAGACUUGGUCCAUCUGGCUGGUCGAUUCAAACUAAACUACAGAUUUAUAUGUGGCUUGGAAUUCUAAAGCAUAAAAAGUAUUUUACUCAGGGUUUACCACAAGGCUAUGAAAUUAAUCAUGAGUUAAAAAAUAUUGAAAGACCUCGAGCAUUGCCACCGUCCAUUAUUCAUUAUGUUGAAAAGCACAAAUUUCAACUGAGGGCUCAUAUGUAUCAAGCGAGAUCACUAAUUGGCAGUGACGCAUCCGGACUUUCUGACCCUUUCGGUCGAGUAAUUUGUGGCGAAUUUUGCAAAUGUACACAAGUUAUUGAGGAGACUUUGAGUCCAACAUGGGACGAACUUUUAGUGUUUGACGAUAUUCUAAUUUUUGGAACAGAAGAAGAAAUUAAAAAAGAUCCACCAUCAGUCGUCAUAGAGUUAUUCGACCAAGACAAAGUGGGAAAAUCAGAGUACAUUGGCCGUGCAUUGGCCCGACCACAUGUUAAACUUGCGUUUGAAUCUUAUAUUCCACCACAAUUUCCACCCUCUCUCGAAUGGUACGAUAUAUCUCGAGGUGUUGGAAGAGCAGGUGAGCUCUUAGCUGUUUUUGAGUUGCUUGAAUAUCCUGCAAGCCAAGAUUAUGGUUUUCCUACUCUUCCUGACUUCAAGGUCUCGAAUACUGUUCAAAAUGUGGGUCCAAUAUUACCAGUUCCUAAUGGAAUACGUCCUUCUUUAUCUAAAUAUCGAAUUGAGGUGCUAUUUUGGGGCUUAAGAGAUUUAAAAAGGGUACAUCUGUUGACUGUGGAUAAACCACGCGUGGAUGUAGAAUGCGCUGGCCGUAUUUUAUUUUCAUCCAUCAUCUCUAAUGCAAAAAGGAACCCAAAUUUUAAUACUCCUAUUAAAUUUAUGGAAUUGGAAUUACCAGAACAAGAACUCUAUCGGCCGCCGUUAACCAUCAGAGCUGUUGAUUGCAGAAGCUUUGGGCGCUACACACUUGUCGGUACUCAUACUAUAAACUCUAUACAUAAGUAUAUGUAUACUCCUCAUACCAAGAGAGCCAGAGACAUUGAAGAAAGGAAGAAAAGUCUGAUUCAGUUGCAGUGUACUACAGAAUCACUAGCUGCUGGUAUUGACUGCAAUAAUGGAGAUACAAUUAUAAUUUUGGGUUGUGAGUCAAACAUAGGGUCUACAAAAAAAGAUAAAACUGAAAAAAAUCUACGUCGUAAGAAAAGCUUAAUUAUUGAUGGAAGUACAGGUGAUUUAGAUUCUAUUGAGGAUGACGAGAGUUGUCAAGAUUGGUGGACUAAAUAUUUUGCAUCGGUUGAAGCUAUGAUUGAAAAGAAUAAAGAGGUACGUCGAGAAAAGUCUGUUUUCCAAUUCCAGAAUAAAAACAGUACCAGCAACAACAGUAAUGGCAAUGUACCAAAUUUCUUUGAAGAGGACUUUUUCAGUCCAGCUCUGAUUGCAAGUGCUGAUAAAAGUCCUGGAAUACAAUCGACAAGAAAAAUAUUUAGUUUAAAAUCAUCUGCUCAUGCAGCAAAAUUCGUAGCAAAAUUAAGUCCAAAACACAUCUCGCAAAAUAAAAACUUUCAGAAAACGGCUCUCCUAAAAAUCUAUCCUAAGGAAUUAGAGGCCGAACCAGGGUUCGAGCAUUUCAAAGAAUGGUUACAUACUUUUGAACUUUAUCGAGGAAAGAAAACCAACGAUGAACCAGAAGACGAGUCUAGAAUUGUUGGAAGCUUUAAAGGAGCAUUGAAGGUGUAUAAGUGGCCUUUACCAAAAGAUUUAAUCGAUUACACAAUUAUGGGAUUCGAUCCACAGUACGGUUUCUUUCAAGGAUUACCAUCCAACGAACCGAUACAUGUACUCGUUAGAGUUUAUAUUGUUAAAGCUAAUGAUUUACAUCCUUCUGAUUUGAAUGGAAAAGCCGAUCCAUACGUUGUCCUUCAGUUAGGUUCAAAGAGGAUCAGUGAUAAGGAAAAUUAUGUUUCUAAACAAUUAAAUCCAGUAUUUGGAAAGUGCUUUGAGAUUGAAGCAACUUUUCCUCAAGAUUCACUACUGACUGUGCAGAUUUUAGAUUGGGACUUGGUUGGCUCGGAUGAUUUGAUUGGAGAAACAAAAAUUGAUUUAGAAAACCGAUUUUACAGCAGGCAUCGAGCUACCUGCGGUCUUCCACGCAGAUAUGAUGAGUCAGGUUACAAUAAAUGGAGAGAUGCCCUGAAACCAACGCAAAUCCUGUCGAAACUGUGUAAGGAUGUAAAAGUGGAUGGUCCAGUAUAUUCGCCUGGCCAUGUAUCAAUUUGCCGAAAAAAUUUUUCCAUAUCAAGUGAAGAAAUGGAACAUUACGUGCACUCGAAAGGUAUGGAAGAACACUUGGCAUUAGCAGUACUUCAUGAAUGGGCUGCUUUUCCUCGAAUCGGCUGCAGUUUAGUUCCUGAACAUGUUGAGUGCCGAUCCCUAUAUAAUCCCGAGAAACAGGGCAUAGAGCAAGGAAAAUUGGAAAUGUGGGUUGACAUGUUCCCUAUGGACAUGCCUUUGCCAGGCCCGCCCAUCGAUAUCUCACCCAGAAAACCAAAAAGUUACGAAUUGAGAAUAAUUGUUUGGAAUACUGACGACGUGGUACUUGAAGAUGAUGCAUUUUUCACUGGAGAAAAAAUGAGCGAUAUUUACGUAAAAGGGUGGUUAAAAGGACAAGAAGAUUGUCAAAGUACUGACAUUCACUAUCGUUCAUUGACUGGCGAAGGAAAUUUUAAUUGGCGUUUUAUAUUUCCAUUUGAAUAUCUCGUCGCAGAAGAGAAAAUAGUAAUUAACAGAAAAGAGAGUUUAUUCAGCUGGGAUGAGACAGAAUGUAAAAUUCCGGCACGCUUGGAAUUGCAAGUAUGGGACGCAGAUCAUUUUUCAGCUGACGAUUUUCUCGGUGCGAUCACACUAGAUUUAAAUAGAUUUCCAAGGGGCGCAAAGAACAGUAAACUGUGUACACUAAAUAUGUUAAAGACAGAUGGUUCAGUUCCAACUGUAAAUAUAUUUAAACAAAAACGUAUUAAAGGCUGGUGGCCCUUCUACAUCAAAAAAGAAAAUGAUGAUAUGGAACUAACGGGAAAAGUUGAAGCUGAAAUACAUUUAUUAACGAAAGAAGAAGCUGAAAGAAACCCGGCCGGCUACGGUAGAAGUGAACCAGAUCCACUAGAUAAACCAAAUCGUCCAGAUGCUUCAUUCAUGUGGUUUGUAAAUCCACUCAAGUCCAUCAAGUACAUCGUCUGGCACAAUUAUAAGUGGCCCAUUUUAAAAGCCAUCGUCGCUUUUGCUCUGAUACUUCUACUUAUAUUGUUUUUCUACGCAAUACCUGGAUACUCUGUCAAAAAAAUACUAGGUGCCUGAACACAGUUUUAGAUAAGUAUUAAUGUGUGCCACAAUAUGUGACCGUCUGCGAAGAAAGGGACCUAAUGAGGAAAAAAUAUAUUUUUAGUUUUUUACACCAGUCGACAGUUUUCUAUUUGCCAUUUCACAAUAAAAAGUAUUGUUCCUAUACCUGAGUUGGACUAUAUCUGCUGUGUUGGACCGCCUCUUCAAUCACUCUUCCCGUAAAAUGAAACAACCGCGCGUGAGGUACUUUUCUUCGCGGACGAUAACAUUUUUUAAACUUGGUACUAAAAACUUUAUUGCGUACUGCUAUAUUAGAGGUUUAUUAAAACUUUUAAAUGGAGUUAAACAAGUCAAUCUUUGAAUCAACUUUAUAUAUAUUAUCAACAUCUUUAAAUUUUACUGAAAUCUAUAUAAUGACAUACGUAAUUUUAUCAAAUUUUUACAAUCCUAUUAUAAUAAACAUAUCUGUAAUAUAGUAUAUAUUAGGAUCUUCCACUAAGUUAUGCUGCUAUAUGAAGGUAUAUAUUCAAAUCUCAAUAGUAAUAAGAGUGUGUAUCUGAUAUUUUCAUUUUUGAAAUCCUAUUUCAUUUGCGCCGACUGCGCCCUCUGACUGUAACAUCAUCUGCCUUCAAAGGUUUGUAAAAAUCUACAUGAUGAAC